UGAUACUGCAUUUUGUAUCUGUAUAGUUCUAUAUAUAGUUGAUUUCACUAAAUCAUCCUGUAUAAAUCAAAUCCUGUAUAAACUAUAUUGUAAACAUUUAUGCUCUUUUUUGUCAGAUGACUAACUAUACUGAAACAUUGUACAAAAACAGCACGACCAACAUUCCUGAAUUUGUCCUACAAGGAUUCCCAGGAAUUCCUGCUGAGUAUUAUAGAUUGGUAGGAACCUUUUUCUUCUUCAUUUAUCUGAUGCUGGCAUCUGGGAACGUUUUCAUCCUUGCAUUUGUGGCAUGUGAAAAAAGUCUUCAGAAGCCAACGUACAUCAUCUUCUGUAAUCUUGCAAUAUCAGAUCUUGGAUUUGGAACUACAACUCUGCCCAGAAUCAUUGCUAGGUACUGGAUGUCAGAGAAGACUAUGCCAUUCAAUGGUUGUUUUACACAAAUGUUUUUUGUCCAUUAUUUUGGCUCUUGCACCUCAUUUCUUUUGGCAUUAAUGGCCCUUGAUCGAUUUGUUGCUAUAUGUAACCCAUUGAGGUAUCCAGUUCUGAUUAAAAACUCCAGGAUUGUGAUUUUUUGUUCAGGGCUUUGGAUAGGAAACCUAAUCCGGGUUGGUGUAAUUACUGCAUAUGCCCUUAGUGUGCCUUACUGUGGCCCAAAUAUUAUACGUCAAUGCUACUGUGACCAUAUUUCAAUAACUAACCUAGCAUGUGCAGACAUAAGAGCCUUGAGAGACACUAGUACUGCCAUUGCUAUGGCAGUAUUGUGGGGUCCUUUAUUUUAUAUAAUAUUUUCUUAUGUGGCCAUCAUUAUUUCAGUCAUGAAAAUAUCAAAUAAAGAGGGACGAUAUAAAACCUUUUUAACAUGUACUCCACAGCUGUUUAUCAUCUGCCUGUACUAUUUACCCAGAAGUUUUGUGUAUGUUGCAUCUGCUGUUGGAUUUCAAUUUGAAACAAACCUCCGCAUUGGAAUAAUAAUGAUGUACAGUCUUUUCCCUGCUCUCAUCAAUCCACUCAUAUACUGCUUUAGGACCAAAGAAAUUAAGGACACAUUAAUGAAGAAAUUAAAGCAAAGACAGGUGAGGGUAACUAGAAAAACUAUUUUAACUUAAAGAACAUUAUAUCUGAUUCAAAUAUUUUUCAUGUGUAAAUGAUCAGUAACCUAUUUCUAGUAAUUCUAGGUUUAUUAAAUACAGUAUACAAGAUAAAUGUUAUUAGUUGGAACUGAUUAAUCAGCCAGAAAGAUUGUAAACAUAUUCUGGAUUAAAUGGAAAUUAAAUGAACCUAUUGCAAAAUAUUUUUUUUAUAUAUGCAAGAUACAAUUGCA
This is a messenger RNA of Pangasianodon hypophthalmus (striped catfish), 1321 nucleotides long. Its product is annotated as olfactory receptor 2AT4-like. Gene Ontology annotation, biological process: G protein-coupled receptor signaling pathway. The coding region runs from base 117 to 1106 and encodes 329 amino acids. The record is from RefSeq and is a predicted model, not a curated record. Gene Ontology annotation, cellular component: membrane. Gene Ontology annotation, molecular function: G protein-coupled receptor activity; olfactory receptor activity. Lineage: Eukaryota; Metazoa; Chordata; Actinopteri; Siluriformes; Pangasiidae. The transcript has a single exon.